AUGUCGAAUAUCGACAAGCAGAUGCUCAAGCAGUGCCGUGCCUUCAUCCUCGAUGGAGAAUGGGAGAAGGCUCGGGAUAAGGCGGCCGCAAUCUUGCAGUUUGAUGCAGACAAUUACAACGCUCUUGUCUUUCAAGGUCUCGCCUUGUUACAUCUAGGGCAAGGAUCGGAAUCGGAAUCGUCCUAUGCAAAAGCCACCAAACUACAUCCUGACCAGCUUUUGGCGUGGCAGGGUUUAGAAAAGGCGUACGAAACACAGAGUCAGUGGGACAAGCUUGGUGAUGUGCUGGAGCGCAUGGCAGAUUUGUACCGAAAAGCGGAUGAUGAAGAAAAGUGUGCUACGUGCCUUGGCAAACUGGUAGCGAUUACACGUGAGCAUGGCACACGCGAUGAUUUGAUUCGCAUUUUGCUGUUUUUUGUACCAUCCUCGCGCUUCUAUGCACUCCUCUCUACGCUGCCCAUACCCGAUCAAGCAGCGCCAUCGAGCACUGGCAGCUACCCUGUACAAAUGAUCAUGCAUGCUGACAGCCUUACCACGGCGCAAGAGCUUUUGCGUCUUUGUGAAGAGCGUGAUGAGGAUGAAAUUCAUACCACGUUCCAGAAACAAAAAGGGACCAUGGAAGCUAUAAAGAUGGGUGUGGGGGCCUACAAAGAGCUUGUCGUUAUGCAAGUCCUUCUGCGAUCCUCUGUAGCAGAGCUCUUUGAAGUCAUUCUUGCGCAUCCUUAUGCGGAUGAUGAGCUGCGUCGCGCUACCGAGGCGAAGCAGCUACGCUACUACCACCGACUAGCGCUAGCUAUGCCGAAGCGUGGACCUCAUGCGGAUACCCUGCUUCACAAGCAGCUGCGGGAUAAGACCAAGGAGCUGGCCCAAGGCAUGGUCGUCCUCCAUGUGCCUGACGAAUUGGCCUGGCGAAUUCACUUGGAAUGGAUCGAUGCUUCGCUGGCUGCCUUACCAUACGAUACGCUGCGGCAGUACGUGGCUCUCUUCCCUUCCUCCGGCCGCGCCUACUCGUUCCGUGCGUUGCUCCGAUUGGUCGACGACGAAGCGUACCUCCGCGACGUCAAAGAACAUGAAGAACAGUUGGCUGAAGAAACAGACUUGCUGCAGCUGGCUAUGGAUGGCAUGGAGCGUAACAAAGACUCGACAUUGUGCGCUCGCAUUGCUGGCCUCUUUUUCCUCUUGGACAAAGACUAUGGCUCUGCUCUCGAUACACUCGUGCAGGCCCAUACAUUGGUCCGCGAUCGCGAAAAGGCGCUGAAUAUCACACUAUACAAAACGGAUUUGGAGCUUUCGACGCAGCUCGCUACGGCCUACACACACUUGCAUGCACCUAAGCACCACAAGGAGGCCCUGGAGCUUCUGGGCCAUGUGCUUACGAAGCAGGCACGCAACAUCGAUGCACUACUGGCGCAGGCGUAUAUCCAGGCCCACCGACGUCAAUGGGCCGCGGCGCGUGAUGGAUUCCAGCAGGUGAAGACACAGCCUGUGAACCUGGCGCCGUCUCAUGGCCGUCGCCUCGCGGCACUCGCGCUGUGUGCGGACUACCAUAUGGAGGCUGAAGCGGAGUAUGGCCGUGUUCUUAUUGAGCUGAACGACUUGGACAGAGCCCGUGCUACUUUGACCGGCCUCCUGGAGCGUUGCGAUCAUGAUGCGAAUGUCUUUGGCGCCGAGUUCCGGGCGCGGGUAUGGCACCAACUCGGACGGUGUUUGUGGGCGAUGGGCGGCGAGUACCGUACGUCACCGGCGCAUGCAUACAAGUGCUUUAUCGAGAGUAUUCGGCGCUUUGGAACGUAUGCGCCAGCGUUUACCUCGCUUGGUGUGUACUACGAGAGCGCUGUGACGCCCAGUGAUGUCGUGCGUGCGUCGAAAUGCUUCCAGCGCGCGUUUGAGCUUGAUGCGAGUGAGUACGAGGCAGGCCGGCACUUGGUCGAGCAUUUUGCUGCGCAGCGCGAGUGGGGUCUUGUGGAUGUGAUUGCGCGACGUGUAGCCGAGGCGGAAGGGGGAACCGAUGUGCUCAGUGGGAAAGCGACUGCCGCGCAUGUGACGCAGAAUCCAUGGGUAUGGAAAGCGAUCGGUAUGGUGGAAGCGCAGCAACAGCAUGCAGAUGCCGCGAUUGCUGCGUUCCAAGUGAGUCUACGUGCCUCGCCGCGCGAUGCCGAUGCAUGGGUCCGUCUCGGUGAAGCGUAUGUAGCGUCCGGUCGUCCUGUUGCUGCGCUCAAGACGUAUGCGCGUGCGCUGGCCUUGAUGGAGACCUCCCCGGUGCAAGAGCAGUGGCAUGUCUAUUACAACAUGGCCGAGGCACAGCGUCGAUUGGGUCGCUAUGAACUAGCGCUCUCUCUUUUGGAGCAGGUGCUGCGCAUGGCGCCGACGCAGUAUGGCGUGUGUGUGGUGCUCGCCGAGACGUACCUGGCUCAAGCCCGGCAGCUCCUGGCCAGUGGAUACAGUUUCCGGGCCGUGGAGGCACUGCACUGUGCGAUCACCCAAGCUGCGCAGGCUCUGGAGUCCGACAAGCUCCUUCGUACCGCCUGGAAAGCAGCGGCUGAUGCAUGCUACCUACUUUCGAAGAUUGAUAGCCUUCCGGCCGACGACGCGCCGGACGCACCGGCCUCGUCCAUGGCAUCGAUGCUGGCCAACCUGGUCCUGUUGCUGGGCCAGCAAGAUUUGGACGCGCGGUUGCAGGGCAUCUCUGUGGUGCAAGCCUCGCACAUGUCCCGUGCCGCCUCCACGCACACAGGUACACUGUACCCGCACGAGUACCUUGAGCAUGCGGCGCUCAUGUACAAGUUCUUGGCGCUGGUGCAUGCCAUGGACGAGCAUGCAUCCGUGCUGGCCUGGGCUGAUUUGGCGACGGCCUUGUGCCGCCUGGCUUGGGUCCUUCCUCUUCCGAGCACCUUGGCACGCAUGGGCGACGUGCCCAUGGACGCCGUUGAACGACGAGCCUCCCUGGCCCGAACGCAGGCCAUGGAGUGCACCCACUUGGCUCUGUCGUCGAAGCCACAUGCUCGGCUGUGGGUCCUGCUUGGCAACCUGUACUUCUCGCACGAUGCGGCCAUGGCACAGCAUGCAUACAUCAUGGCCAUAGAGGCCAAUGGGAAAAGCCCUGUGCCAUGGACCAAUCUCGGCUUUUUGUACCUGCAAGCAGGUGAUUUGGCCUUGGCCGAAGAAGCCUUUGUACGGGCUCAGACCAUUGCACCGGAUUGGCCAGCAAGCCGGCUCGGUGCCGCGUUGGUCCACCGCCUGCACCAAAACAGCGACACACGCCUAUCCACGCGGCUCCUGGAGCAGGCGUACACCCUCUCUGAUGGUGCAUUGCUUGAAGCGGACUAUGGGUUCGCCUUGGCCCUAUGGGAACGCGUUGGCCAAGGCGCGCACGUGCCCUCUGUGCGCAUGAUGCCAGCCAUGCUCGCGUUGCAGCAUUAUAUGGCCCGUAUGCCCCAUGAUGACGCGGCCUGGCACCUCAGUGCCUUGCUAGCCGAGCAGCUAGGCGGUGCAGCGCUCGCCGCGCAGCGUAUUGAGCGGGCAUCGACCGUGCUGGAAGCCGAGUAUGAAGCGACAGAAAGCACCUCCAGUGCGAUUCGAUACGGUCUUGCGUCGACCAAUCUGGGCCGCAUUCGCUUGGCCAAUGGCGAUAUCGAUGGCGCUAUUGAGGCCUGGGAGGCUGCGAACGCGCUCCUGGAAGAAGAGGCCGAAGAGGCACAUACGCCCUCUGCUGCGGCCACUCGCGUAUGGUGUGCCAUUGGCCUAGCUCACGCCCACUUUUUGCAGGGCGAGUACGAUGCUAGUGUGCAGGGUAUGCGCGAGAUUUUAGCGGCCCUACCUGCCUCCGAGGUGCGAGACUCCGAGAGGCCUUCUAUGCAUGCUUGUGCAGCUGUGCUGCUCGCGCGUAUGCUAUGGCAUAUGCAAGCCCCCGUGACAGAGGCUGCGAGUGUGCUUGAUCAUGCCUUGACGAUCGCCCCCCAAAAUGCUCUACUUAUCACGACACGCGCUGCUCUAGCAGCUGUGCAAGGCGACGUACCACAGUACAAUGCUAUUCUCGCCCAGUACGUCACACCGCUGCCGCCCGACAUACAAUCGUCGCUGCGUAACGCUGCAAAGACGUCGGUUCUGAGCAUGCUGCAUCUGGCCGCGGCCUUUGAUACACAGACCCUCGUGCAGUACUUGGCCUCGUCGUUUACGCGUGCUGAUCAUACGACACAUACGCGCGUCUUGGUCGGCCAAACCAUGCUACGUCUAGCGGCAAGUUGUUAUCUACAAGGCAAGCCUCUGCCUGCGUUGCCCAUGCCGGAAGGCCAGGAUGGCUCCCUUCUUGCUAUUGCACGCACGAUCCUACAUACGGUGGAGUCGCAGGCAGACGAGCAGGGGGCAGCUCACUGGGCCACAGCGCAGUGGUUGGUGGGUUUGGCCGAGUUCUUGGCCUCGCAGUCGGAGGCCGGGUCCGCGCCUGCGCCUACGCCUGCUGCCUCCUUGGACGCCGCCCGCCGGCAUGCGACCAACGCGGUACAUCUACAGCCAUGGCACCGCGUACAUUGGGACGCACUUCGUGCCACGAUGCAUGCUUAG
This is a messenger RNA of Malassezia pachydermatis, 4560 nucleotides long. RefSeq names its product tpr-like protein. The transcript has 6 exons. Gene Ontology annotation, molecular function: protein binding. Lineage: Eukaryota; Fungi; Basidiomycota; Malasseziomycetes; Malasseziales; Malasseziaceae. Gene Ontology annotation, cellular component: Ski complex. The record is from RefSeq and is a predicted model, not a curated record. The coding region runs from base 1 to 4560 and encodes 1519 amino acids.